Molecule: messenger RNA, 2694 nt
Organism: Bacillus rossius redtenbacheri
Lineage: Eukaryota; Metazoa; Arthropoda; Insecta; Phasmatodea; Bacillidae
Product: platelet-activating factor acetylhydrolase-like
Exons: 10
Coding region: 1315-2418 (367 amino acids)
Molecular function (GO): 1-alkyl-2-acetylglycerophosphocholine esterase activity
Source: RefSeq, a predicted model, not a curated record
GCUAAUAGUUGUUGAGAUAAUUGAGGUAGAUUACCGGUAUUUUACCAUUGGUUUUGUAUUUUGUAUUACGUUAGCUACUUUUAAAAUACUUUUAAGUCAUUUGGAUGGUUGGUUAAGUUUUGUUAGCUUAAUUUAAAACAUUGUUUAAUCGUGUGAAUGGCUGGAGGGAUAAGGUAAUUUAAUUUCGAACACUGUUCAAUUAUUUGAAUGAUUGGUUGUAUACAAUAUUCAUUUAAAAUACUGUAUAUUGGUGUAAAUGUUUGGGUAAGUUACGUUAGCCACAUUAAAAAUACUUAACGGCGUUCUUCGGGAUAGGUGUUAUUCAAAAAACCAUUAAAUGUUCUUAAUGGAGAACCUUCUCUAGAAAAUUAGCAUUACUUGAAAUAGGGAUAACAAUCUGCAGGUAGAGAAGUAAAGAUUGUGUUAGGUAAGUUCCGGGAAGAGGAGUGGCAGAUUUUGCAUUUAAAACUGCAGAAUAAAAAGUACGAAUUUUUGAAAAAUUUAAAUAUUUAAGCUUUGUGAAACGAUUAAUAACCAUGCAACAUUUUUAAAUAAUCAAUAUUAAUAUUACAAGAGUGACAUAUUUUUAAUUAUAUAAUCUUGAUUUUUGAAAUAAAUGCUUUUUUUUUCGGAUGAGGUUGUACUAACCAGCGAAAUGAUUUUAUUUCCGUAUCUAAACUACCGCGUUAUUAUUUUCCUGCCUAGUAUUUUGUUAGUACAAUAUAUAGUACACAAUAUAUAGUGCACAAAAUAAUUUAUUACGGUUGUGGCAAACAACAGUUAACUGGUGUCACUGCUACAAAAGUUUAACAUUAUUUAGCCAAACUUGUGUUGUGAAUGUAUUACACUGAAAUAAAUAAUAAAAUCACUUCAGGCUAUAUAAAAAAAGAUUGUCAAAAUUAAAUGAUAUCGUAGCUUUCGUCCAUUCGAAACCUAAAUUGGGCGGAGACAAAACAAAAUACAGAAAAAAACUUAUUUUGUAAUAAAUGAGGCAAUAAAAUUAGUUAUAGGUAUCUAAUUUCUUAAUUUAUUUACUUGAAUGGAAAUAAAUUUGCCAUUAGAAUCAUCAUUUGUUGAUAACCGCCGUUCUAACAAAAUGUAAAACUCAGAUUAACGUAUAUUUCCGUAUGCAUAGCCUACUUUAGCAAAAUAUCUCCAGAGUGACGUCACAAAUUGCUAGCCAGUGAAAGAGAAAGGUGCGCAAAAGGAUACAUAUAUAACUUCACGAUGAUUCACCCGUUAUGUUCACAGUUGACAGAACAGAAGAACGAAUGAAUAUCAAGCAAUGAUUUGUGUAACAUUUUCUUAAGUGUUAUGAGUCCUUAUGUGCCUGGAGCUGUGGAUGUCAUGACCGGCUACACGUGUGAUGGGUGUUUCGUUAGACUCUUCUACCCUUCAUCUGCAGCCCAUAAUUCAAAGGCAGGCUGGAUUUCGUGGAUUCCAAGUGACCUGUAUCUGGAAGGAUUUGCCCGUGUACUGCGAACGUGGAAGCUAGCUCUGAAAUUUAUACUUUCAUACUAUGGGAAUGAAUUCAAAGUCCCCAUGAUGUGGGAGGCGCCAGUGCUCACGGGCAGUGCCAGGAUGCCAGUGGUUGUGCUUUCACAUGGUCUGGGAGCAGCCAGGUUUCUCUACUCGGCACUAUGCGCGGAAUUGGCCUCUCAGGGCUUUGUGGUAGCAGUUGUGGAGCACAGAGAUGGCUCUGCGUGUGCGACCUACCACUACCGGUCACCGGAGCACGCAGCCCGGAACGAGCCCACGCUGACGCCCUACCGCAAGGUGGACCAGGGGCCGGGACACUUGUCUGCCCGCAAGACACAGGUGGAAAGACGUGCAGUUGAGUGCAAGAAUGUGUUGGAUCUUCUGGAAGACAUGAAUGCAGGGACUGCCAGUAAUGUCCUAGCCACCACUUUCCAGCUGGACCAGUUCAAGGGUCGGUUAGAUAUUUCCAAUGCUGUGAUGAUGGGACACUCCUUCGGAGCAGCCACGGCAUUGCUGACUCUAGGCAACGAGCCUCGAUUCAAGCUGGGCGUCGUCAUGGACGGCUGGAUGUUCCCGCUGAAGGGCGACGCAGACCUGCCGGCGCGCGUGAAGCAGCCGCUGCUGUUCGUGAACACUCACACGUUCCACAUCCCGAGCAACGUGGCCGCCAUGAAGUCCUUCUUGGAGAGCUCAGCAGAGCGACAACUGUACACCAUGCGAAAGACGACCCACGAGCACCAAACAGACACACCGCAUUUUGUAGGGCUGUGGCUGAACUGGUUCAUGGAGAAACUUGAUCCCGUGACUACGCACAGAAUCAACAAUCACCUCAUUUUAGCGUUCCUACACAAGCACAUUGGCUUGCCCCACUGGAGUGCAAAAGAUUCAUUCUUGGAGUCUCAAGCACCAAACAUAGUGGAAAACUUUUUGCUCCGGUAAGAACAUAAUUUUGCAGCAAGAAAAUGUAUUGUGAUGCAUACCAAGCCAGCAAACAAUUGUAAUCAAAACAUGUUGAUGGUUUAUGACAUGUUGGGCAUUUGUGUAAAUAAUGGGAGUGCUGCUUACCAUAUUUUGAAUUUACUUAUGAGUGCAAGAACAAUGUAAAAGAAAUAAGCACCACGUCAAAUUAGCCUUUCCCUUUUCAAAUACAUUUUAAAACACAUCUAAUGCAAAUUUGUAAACUAUUGUAAAAUUAAAGAAUAAGGUAUUAAGUCA